Oreochromis aureus is the source of this 6978-nucleotide messenger RNA. It is a transcript of the gene eea1, whose product is annotated as early endosome antigen 1. Gene Ontology annotation, molecular function: metal ion binding; 1-phosphatidylinositol binding. The coding region runs from base 370 to 4557 and encodes 1395 amino acids. The transcript is spliced from 29 exons. Gene Ontology annotation, cellular component: early endosome. The record is from RefSeq and is a predicted model, not a curated record. Lineage: Eukaryota; Metazoa; Chordata; Actinopteri; Cichliformes; Cichlidae. Gene Ontology annotation, biological process: endocytosis.
GGUCAUAAUUUAACUUCCUAGGGUACCAUUGGCAGGAAAGCCCAUCUAACAUCUUUCCUCAUCGUCCAUGUGUGACUGGGAUAUUCUAUUGUGUGCAAAAUAUUUAAAUAAACACCGUUUAAAGAUAAUUACUAUUGUGACAGAUUUUUAUUGAGUGUAUUGAGUGCUCCAGAGCAUGACGGCUCUUGUGUGUAAUCCUGAAUUUCACCAGGUUGUGUAUCCUCCUGGUGCUGAGCCAUCCUCUCCAUGACCCGCCCAACCGUCGCUGCUGUUCCCCGAGUCCGGUCAGGUGUUCGCCGUUCACAGACGUAAACUUGGCAUUUUGAAAACUGACAGGAUUUCUUGACGGGACAAAACACAAUCGAGGCUAUGCUCAGACGGAUACUGCAAAUGACUCCUGGGAAGGGAGGGUCCCAGAAUGCAGAGUCAGAGCAGCCCAGCACCGACCUUAACCACGAUCAGACAUCUGAGGGCUUCAUCUGUCCUCAGUGCAUGAAGUCUCACAACUCUGCAGAGGAGCUGUUCAAGCACUAUGAGCUGUUCCAUGAUACCGGAGAGCUCCCUGCUCACGUGGCCCCCACUAGGGAAGACCUCACAAUGCUGCGGCAGGAGGUCCAGGACCUGCACGCUUCUCUCAAGGAGGAAAGAUGGUUCUCUGGGGAGCUAAAAAAAGAGUUAGACAAAGUCCAAGGACACCUGAAGCAGAACGAUGGGCAGAUGAGCGCAGAUGACUCAGUACUUGAAAGGAAGCUGAAUGAAGCUGAGACAGAGAAGUUCAACAUCAAACAGAUGAAAGACCUGUUUGAGCAGAAGGCUGCCCAGCUGGCCACAGAGAUAGUAGAUUUGAAGUCCCGUUACGAUGAGGAGAAAAGCCUCCGGGAGGCUGCUGACCAGAGAUUAGCAAAGUUGAACGAACAACUGCAGGAAGCGAAGGAGGAGAACGAGCGACUCCAAACAGAGCUGCUGCAGCGACCGGGCGUUGAGGAUGUCGAGGUUCUGCAGAAGGAGCUGGUCCAGGUGCAAACGCUGAUGGACAACAUGACCCGUGAGAGGGAGGAAGAGUCAGAGCGCCUCAAAAACCAUUACGAGCAACUGCAGGCUAAUUAUACUACCUCAGAGACGACCAUUUCCCAACUGAAGGCAGAGCUGGAGAAGGGUCCUCAGGAAGCAGCCGUCUACACGCAACAGAUCCAUGAGUUGCAGAGCAAUUUGAAUAACUUGCAGCAGCAAAGUCAGAGCCUGUCUGAAAAGCUUGCACGCAAGGAGAAGGAGUAUCAAGAUCUGGACGAGCAUCUAGGAGCUGAGAAAGCUUCCAAGAAGGAAGUCCAAGAAAGCCUGAGGGAAAGGGAAUUAGAAGUGCAAGAGCUGCAGGCUCGGGCCACAGGGGCUGAGGCGUCCCUGCACAAAGCCCAGACGGAGGUCACAGAGAGGGCUGAGGAGGUGGCAAAGUUGAAGAGUGAGAUUGCAGAGCUAGAGGUGAAGCAUGCGGAGCUAAAGGUUGAGAGGAAACAGCUGGAACAGCAGCGGGAAGAAAAGGAAAACCAAGGUGCUCAGCAGCAGACUGAGAUCAGUCAGCUGCAUGCCAAACUGUUGGAGGCAGAGAGGCAGCUGGGUGAGGUGCAAGGUCGAUUGAAAGAGCAGAGGCAGCUGUCGGGGGAGAAACUCAAGGACCGUGAGCAGCAAGCAGCCGACCUGCAGCUCAAACUCUCCCGUGCAGAGGAACAGCUGAAGGAGAGUGCCAGUAAGAGCACAGACCUGCAGCACCAGGUGGAGAAAGCCAAGCAGCAGCACCAGGAGCUGCAGGCACUGCAGCAAAACACCAACGGCAAACUCCGUGAGGCGCAGAAUGACCUGGAGCAGGUGUUGCGUCAGAUCGGAGAUAAAGACCAGAAGAUACAGAACCUGGAAGCUUUGCUUCAGAAGAGUAAAGACACAGUGAGCCAGCUGGAAGCUGAGAGAGAGGACCUGUGUGCCAAAAUCCAGGCUGGGGAAGGAGAGACAGCUGUCCUUAACCAGCUUAAAGAGAAAAACCAUGCACUACAAGAACAAGUAACACAGUUGACAGACAAGCUCAAGAACCAAUCAGAGAGCAACAAGCAAGCACAAGAUAAUCUACACAAGCAGGUCCAGGAGCAGAAGACUCUGCUCCGCUCGGCCCAGGACCGAGCUCAUACCCUGGAGACUUCAGUCACUGAACUCACCACCCAGCUCACGGAGAGCAAGGAGAAAGUGGCCCAGUUGGAUACUCAGCUGAAGGCAAAGACAGAGCUGUUGCUCUCUGCAGAGGCAGCUAAGGCUGCACAGAAAGCAAACCUAGAGAACAGCCUGGAGUCUGCCCAACAUGCACUACAGGACAAGCAGCAGGAGCUGAAUAAGGUUCAGAAGAACCUGGAGGAUCAUGCCCAAAGGCUCAAAGAGAGACAAGAGCAGUGCACACAGCUGGAAAGCAGUCUGAAGGAAUGCAAAGAUAAGUUACUGGCCUCAGAGCAGCGGAUAGAGCAGCUGGAGGGACUCUGCAAGAAAUUGGAGUCACAGGUAGGGGAGAUGCAGGCUGCACGGGAUCAGGUGCAGCAGGAACUGCAGCAGCUGCAGAAGGAAAGUUCGGAAGUUAAAAAGAAAGCCAAGGAGCUACAACGCUCACUGGAAACUGAGAAAGCAGGGGCUACAAGUCUGCAGGAGGAAUUAAAGAAAAAGGCAGGUACCUUGAGUGAUGUCCAGCAGAAGCUAGCACAGUCCGAGCAGGAGAUUACUACUUUGAAGGCAAACCUGGAAAAGGUGACCCAGGAGGGAAAGUCUCAACAUGCAGAGCUGGAUAAAAAAGCUCAGAGUCUGGCAGCAGAGUUACAAAAGGCCCAAGAGGAAAAAAAGGCUCAACAAAAGGAGCUUGCAGCUACUCAGGAGAGUCUCGGAAAGGCUAACAAAGCACUGAAAGAGAGUCAGAGUCAACUGGACACUGAGAGGAAGAACCAUAAAUCAGCUAUAGAGGAGAAGGAUAAGUCUAAUGAAAAAGCAAGACAGGAGCUUCUGAAAAAUAAUGAGUCCAUCACAAAGGCAAUGAAGGAAUCCAAAGAACAGCUGGAGCAGAUGAGAGAGGCAGAGAAACAGCUAAAAGUGCAGCUGACCUCAUUAGAACAACAGCACACAAAGACUCAGGAGACACUGAGGGAAAAGGAGAACGAGCUGGAAAAGCUGCGGAUGCAACUGAAGACGACCCGAGGAUCUUUGGAAGAAGAGAUUAAGAAACUGAAUGGCCAAGUGACAGAGCUUAAGGAAGCUGGUGUCAAGAAAGCACAAGAAGAAAAUAAGCUGAAGGCACAGGUGUCGGGGCUCGGCCAGGAGCUGACCUCUGAGAAGAGCCGGACAGCAGAGCUGCAGAAGGCCUUGGAGCAAAGCAAGGAACACAUCAAUAAACUUCAAUCUGACGUGUACGGAAAAGACUCUGAGGUUUCUGCCCUCCGUCAAGAUCUCAAGGCAUCAGAGCAGAAACUGAGCAUGGGUCAGGAGGAGCUGGCUGCUAAUCGAACCCAUCAGUCAGGCUUAGAGUCCCAGAUCCAGGACUUGAAAUCAGGCCGGAGCUCGCUGGAGCAGGAGGUCGCCAAACGGGACGAGAAGCUCCAACAGCAGGAGCAAACCCUGAAGGAGCUACAGAAGCAAAAGGGUCAAGUUAAGGAGGAGCUGGACAAGGAGAAGAGCAAUGUGGAGGAGCUGAACAAAGCAAAGAGUAUCCUGGAGAAGAACAACAGCAGACUGACUUCAGAGUUAAAAACACUAAUGGAGAAGAGCGAGAAGGAGCUCGGCGAAUUGCAGGAAGCCAAACAGCUGUUGAUCCAGCAGAAACUUGAGCUGCAGGCUCAGGUGGAGGCAACACAGGGUGCUCUCAAGCAGGAGCAGAAGGAGCACCAGACCACCAAGGACAGCAGGAGUGAGAGGGAGGAGCAGCUCCUAGCCCAAAUCAGGGACGCUCAGGAUCAGCUGGCAGCAGAGAAGAAGAGAUGGGAAGAGCAGGUGAAACGUGGGGAGGAGACAGAAGCUAAGAUGGGUUUGCAGGUGACAGCCCUGAAUGAAAACGUAGCCACGUUGAAGAGGGAAUGGCAGGGCAGCCAGCGGAGAGUCGGCGAACUCGAGAAACAGACGGAUGAGCUGAGAGGAGAAAUCGCUGUGCUGGAGGCCACCGUGCAGAACAACCAGGAUGAGCGACGGGCUCUUUUGGAAAGGUGCGUGAAGGGUGAAGGUGAGAUCGAGAAGCUCCAGGCCAAAGUGGUGGAGCUCAGGAGGAAACUGGAUGACACGACGGCUGCCAUGCAGGAGCUCGGCAGAGAGAACCAGUCGCUUCAGAUCAAGCAGUCACAAAGUCUGACCAGAAAGUGGGCUGAGGAUCACGAAGUGCAGAACUGCAUGGCCUGUGGGAAAGGCUUCACCGUCACAGUCAGGAAGCACCACUGCAGACAUUGUGGAAACAUCUUCUGUGCCGAGUGUUCGUCAAGGAACGCCCUCACUCCGUCCUCUAAAAAGCCAGUGCGCGUGUGUGAGACGUGCUUCGAGGAGCUCCAAGGCUGAUUUUCUUUUCUGUUUCCCCCCUCUCAUUUCUUUAACCCCACUUACCCGCCCACUCCUACCUCCCCCCAUCCCUACCCUACCCUUCCCUUCAUCCCUACCCUACCCUUUCUAUUCCAAUGGGCAGAAGAAGGCAUGUCUUUGUCAUUUUUAAUGUGCACUAUAAAGGACAGACCCUGUGCAAAGACUCCCACCUGAAUGUGACCUCUGACUCUGGUGUGGAGGGAAACAAGGAAAGGGAUUUUCGCUGAGGAGACACCGGAGCCGUGCGAUGGGUCGGGGUAGGACUGGUUGGGAUUGUCUGUAUCUGUUUUUGUGCCUUUGCUACUCCUGUGGACUGCCAGAGAGCGGAGACAGUGAAAAUCAAAACACCUACCAUUUCUUUUAAGUUCGUAUCCCACUAGUAGUUAUAAGGCAUACGUUGUGAAAUGUUUGGCAUAUUUGUUAAGACACUGCAAAAGUGAGUAUUGUAAAAGUGAUGUUGUAAUCUGCCCUGCAAAGGUAAAUGCAGUUAAUUAGUAUUUUCUUUUUAUCGCUACAAAGCUCUGCAGCAGGCCCAUCACAAAGAUAUGUGAGUUCUAAUUUUUGUUGCAAGAAAACUCUUAAAAACUUAAGCGAUCUUGCAUUUUUUUUAUACAUCACCUCUCAAAGUGUAAAAACAGACAUGUACACAAUUAGUUGCUGGCAAAACGAGGCUGUGAAACCCUGUUGGGUUCAGGAUUUCAGCAAUCUAUAAAAAAAGUUGUCUGUAACACUGUGCAGUGGAAAUGAUUAAACAUCCUUCUAGGGAUUUUUAAUCUUAAAACACAGAAAAACCCUCCGUCAAAAGACUCGUGCACCAGCGUGUUUCUGUACAGACCUUCAGAUCAGUUACUGUGUGUUUCCUUUGUGCGGCAGAGCGUUUGUGAGUCCGUUGGAUUUAAUGUAUUCAUGACCAAAGAAUGUGUGCAGCAGGAAUACAGCCGAGGUCUAAGCCCUGACUUUGUUUCAUAUAUCAGUAUUUUUUGACGUGUCGUCAAUUUUAAGUCACAGGGUUGCAUAUUUUUAUCUUGAAAACGACAUAUGUGGCGAUCUGAGAGGCUUUUUUUUUUUAUGUGAAAUCGUGUUUUUGUUUUGUUGUUUCCUGUGCCACAUUUCUCUUAACGUGUUAUUUUCUUCAAAUCGUGGUGCUUUCUGCAGACUUAAAGGUGCCUGCAUGUUAAUUUUUUUUGUUCCUUGCUGCUUGUCUCCACUCAGCAGCACUGACCUACUGGCUGGAGUUGUGUGUUUUUGUAUGCGUGUUCUGCUUUCAAGCAAUAACCGUGGAGGCGUGUGUGUGUGAAGUUGCUGUAACAGAGUGUGUAUUUUAGUGUUAGGCCUGCUGUGUAUGCUGAAAUGCACUGUAUGAAUGUCGGCUGCUCAGAAUCUCAGCUUCUCUCCGGCUUGUUGCUCGGGGGGCUUCGGUGCUGCUUUCAGGAGCAGCGGUUGCUGACGGCUCUCUGUCCAAUGUGCCUGCUGCUGAGAACAAUGUCAACGUUGAUUCCUGCUUUGUUUAAUUUAUAACUGUUGAUCGCUCCUGGUAAGAUCUCUUGUGCAGUUGUCAGUAGGCUGGAGAAGGUCACGAUGUAACAAGCAGCUUGCUUCAGACUUACUACGUUAGCUCUUAUGCUUGUAUCCUCAUUACAAAAGAAUGUCUGUCUCAGUUGCCAUCUUUUGAAAACACCAGUCUUUUUGCUUCACAGUGGUUUUGUUAUGUCUACCUCAGAUUGGCCCAGGAAAAGCACUAUUUCUAAAUGAUAGACAUCACAAAUGUUGUAUCUCUGCCUGCAUUCGAUGAGGGAUUUUGUGACUGAUCUAUUAUAGUGUACAGACCCGAAACUCUACAGAGAUGAUUUGCACCUUAUCGUAUUCUGGGCUUGUUCGUAUGAGAGCUCAGCUACAAACGUAGGACCACCGACUUUAUACAGGCUUCGGCAUUUCUAGCACCGCUGUACUCAACUGCUCAUUAAUACUAAGGCUGUCAUCUUUGUAAAUGUUUGUAAUGAAAGAGAAAAAUAAAAUCUAUAUAACACUCGUGGGUGUAGAAACAUGAUGACAGUGAAACUGUGUGCGGAUUCAUCGGUGUCUUACUCAUUUUUACCAAACGGCACCACAGACGUGAAGACACUGAAUUGUGGCUUGCUUUGUGUUGCUCUCACUUAUCAUGCAUGAUGACUCUACUGGCCUGUGGCUCACAUGUUUCUCCAUUGUUUAGUCAUCAUCUUUGGCGGUUAUGAAAGUGUGUUUUGACGCAAACAUCCUGCAUGUCACCGCUCGCCUUUAGCAGCGUCGACGUGACUUUGGCUCACUGGAGCUGGAUGAGGGAAGUGAUUUAUGUUCACAUGCACCGGAUGAUUUUUCUAAUUGUCAUGGCAAACGUAAAAUAAAACCUGCAGUAUGUUUGUA